GUCUUUUGUCCGCUGUUCAAGCAGCUGAAAACUGGAAAGUCCCUGACAGACAGGAGAGCGACGGCUUCCGGAUAGGAGCUACAAUUAAAAAAAAAGGGGGGGAUAGUUCUUCGCCCCGCUUCCGCCAUGGAUUUAAAGAACCAGCAGAUGUUAUUUCACUCGGAAUUGUAACGUAUUGCCCCAGUGCGAGUGCUAGCUAGUGGUAGCAAGCUAGCUCUUUGUGUGGCUAGCUGCUAGGAUGUGUUGUUGAGCCAAAGCAACCCUCUCGUCGUCUGGGAGAAUAAAUAAUCAGUCAAAUUCAGUCGUGUUACAUAAGAGAGAAGGGAAGUUGUUCGGCUGAAGAGGAAGGAAGGAGAUGGGCAACUGUCUGAAGUCGCCGACUUCCGACGACAUUUCUUUGCUCCAUGAAUCUCAGUCGGAUCGGGCCAGCUACGGAGACGGCGCUGACACCGACCAAGAGCCACCGCCCCCUUACCAGGAGCAGAUCCAUGUUCCUAUCUACCACCCGACACCCAGCCAGGCCCGUCUGGCAACCCAGCUGACAGAAGAGGAGCAGGUGCGCAUAGCCCAGCGUAUCGGACUGAUCCAGCACCUUCCCAGGGGCGUUUACGACCCCGGGCGGGACGGCACCGAGAAGAAGAUCAGAGAGUGUGUCAUCUGCAUGAUGGACUUUGUGUAUGGGGACCCUAUCCGGUUCCUGCCCUGCAUGCACAUUUACCACAUGGAUUGUAUAGAUGACUGGCUGAUGAGGUCCUUCACCUGCCCGUCCUGCAUGGAGCCUGUGGACGCCGCACUGCUUUCCUCAUAUGAGACCAACUGACCAACGUGUGCCCACACACAUACACAUUUAUCCACACACACACACACACACACACACACACACACACACACUAGUGAACACAUCCAGGAUUAGUAAAAGCAGUCAAACAUUGGAGGCCAGAGUUCACGACUAGUGGGCCUGCUGGUCAGGAUUGCAUCUGGGAAGACAGAAUGAGAAUUUUGGAGCAAGAAAAGCAAAGGGUGACUUAUGACGACAAAGCCUUUUACACCAAACCCCUUUUAUUUACCUUUGGCAUGGACUGUGAUGUCACAUAUAAGACAAUAUCUGCCCACCAUGAUGUCUUCUCUACCAAUACUGGCUCCAAGCCGCACACACUUGAUGAAAAAAGAACAACUGUGAUCUGCAGAGAUGCAGAUUGAUCUCCCAUGAGAAAUGUCAAAUUGAUCGUUCUGUGGUGUGGUUAAAUUCCUUUUUGUUUAUUUUUUUUUAUAAAGUCAGCAUAAGGGCUGUGGUAGACCACCACCCACCCUAUACCCCCGCAUGGUAAAAAAGCUCACCUCAAGCAGUUGACUCGAAAAGCACAAAUGUUUGUCUCAGCGUCUCCUUUUGUGCCUCCAGCACAUUCAGAUCUGGUAUACCGUGAUAAGGAAGACAGAAUUUGAAGUGCGUUGGAUAAAGAAAGGGAUGCCACCCCUCCCCCGAGCCCCCAUUUGUUUGUCUUUUUGCACAGUAAUCAAGUUUGUGUUGUCCAUUUGUCACUACAGUGGAGCAGUACGGCCUUCAUUACAUGUGGGUGAAGGUUGUUUUCAGCUGCUGAAAUGUGUGAUGCAGGAAAGGAAGUGAGGAGAGGUGAUUCAUCCGAUUCAAAAAUUGCAAGCAUUUGACACCCCAUAAAAUAUGUGUGUGUGUGUUUUGAAAGACCAGUUGAAAAUGGCAAGAAUUUACAUUUUUAUGUUCAGGAGGUUCUAAGUAGAGCUUCAAAAUCCAAGAAGGAGACUAUGACAAACUAUUACAAACUAUGAACCUGAAAUAGCCGUUCAUUCGCUGGUGAAAAGAAACCCCUCUAAAAUAGAAAUACAGGACUCUUUUUAAUGAGUAGCUACUCCAUUCUUGUGAAUCACCUCAAAAAUUGCUCAAUGCCGGUGUUUCCAGGAGGCUCGUGGGAACGUUGCACCAGGUAGUGAAUGGCCUCACAGAGGGCAUCCACCGAUUUCUGUAAACUUCCCUUGCCAUCCAUCUCCAAAUGUUCUCAACUGGAUUUAGAUCAGUUGAACGCACAAGAAUGGUCCAAAAGAUUGAGGUUAGUCGUUCUUGUCAGGUGGGCAUUGUGAACUACAGCAUUAUCCUGCUGAAAAACCUCGUCAUGACGAACACAGACUAGAGCCUUCAGACAUCUGCAACAUCUCCACAUAACCAUUUGCCGUUUGACACCUCUGCACCACUUGAAGCUCCAUUGUUCCAUUGAAGGAAAAGGCACCCCGGAUCAUAAUGGCGCCCCCUCAACCGUGCCUUGUGGAAAACAUCUCAUCUCAGUCGCUUGUCAUGCCAGCAACUGGCAAAUGGGCAGACGCGUUAUGAUGGUUAUUGGAUUGCACUCGGAACCAGUAACAACCUUCAUUUGGGCCGAGGAUGUUCAUGUGUUUUGACGGACAGUCAAUCAAAUCCUUUUGACAACUGUAUGACAUUUUUGGGGCCAAUCACUUGACUUUUUCAUAAUCCUCAGGAUCUUUGGCAAAAUGUUAAAUGCCUUUCUGCGUCUCAAUAAUCCAACCACGUUCAAAGAGAGAAAGCACUUUUGCCUUUGCCAUCAAGAGGCUACAUUUUUGCCAAGAUUUUGGCUUUUAAAGGCUUUGGUCUUACACUUUGGAUCAGCUCAUGAACAGCCUAUUUCACUUUAAUGUUUCUUUGCAAUAAAUUGCAUAAUGAAAAUGUAUUAUUUUGGCGCACUCCUAUUUUUCUUUUUGCAUUUUGAAGCUCUACUGUAAUGUAAAUGUAAAUUCCCCUUUUUCAACUGGAUAUACAUACACACAUAUUCUUGCAUACAUUGCAAUACAGUGAUAUGUAUUUGCACACACAAGAACUCCCAUGUUACAGCGUAGGGGACAGUGUAUGGCGGUACAGCUACCUUUACAUGAAGGUAACGAAGGUAAAUGUAUACAGUAUCUCACAAAAGUGAAUACAUUCUUCGCAUUUCAGCAACCAGUUUUAUGACGGUGGAUCUUCUCAAGAGACAACACUAUAGAAAUGAAACUUGAAUAUGCUUAGCGGUUGUUUGUGUAUAUACUGUAGCUUGUAUAGCAGUUAGGAUUUUCUAGCUACUAGCUAGCGGGUGAAGCACUGACUCUGUUGGAGUUUUUUUUAAAUGUCAAUACAGGUAGUCUUGUAUUUAAUGUAUUUAUUAACUGAGAAACAUUGCAGUCUCAUCACUAGGGGAGUGUUUUUUUCCCGAUCUGAGUUGCGGCGGCAUUCAUGUCUGAGAAGAACUCGACAUUCGAUCAAACGUACUUAAGAUUUGUAAGAUUAAAAACGAUUACUGCAUAAAAUCUCUAUGAAAACGAUCCCAGCGUUUAAUUUGGACCGACUCCCUCGUUGUGCUCGCUUAGCAUCGUGGGAAGUGUUCUUUUAAUGUAAACAUAAGCAUUAUGCUUUGGUUAUGCAUACAAAGUUACAAAACAAUUAAAAUGUACCAGCAUUUGAUUAUGACUUAUUGUUAAAUAAUACAUAUAUGUAUAUUCUGUCAUUGUUUUCUUAAAAGUUAAAAUAUCGUCUUGUCUCUUUUUGGUGAGCCCAAUAUCGUGUAUCGUCUAGUCUUAUGAGCUGAAUGUAUCGUGACCCCCUACCCCUUGGUAUUGUCCAAUGAGAAGAUGUACGGUAAUAAGAAUGGUUGCUGCAAUGUUGGGGGGUGUACUCACUUUUGUGAAUCAUGUUUGUACAAUAUUGUGCAAAAGUCCUAUGAUAUUUGUAUUUUGUUAUUUUAGUGUUAUGUAAUGUAACUCUUCCCACAGUUUUGAGUCACUUGCAUAGAAUCGUCUCCUUCACUGCAAAAACUACAAAAUAUCAGGGAUUGGGUUUGAACAAAAUUGAUCAGAGACUGUGGAGUAAUAAUACUGCUGUGUCGACAGCUAAGGCUAGCAUUAGCUUGUGUGUUUACUUUUGUCAUUUUACAUAUUUGACCAUUCUCGCCAUGUAUCCUGUUGAUAUAAUACAGAGAUGUGCUCACAUAUGCGGUAUUGACUUGACUGACACAUGCUCGGAACUACAAAUAGUACCUUGUAGUCCCUGAUUUUGACAGUAAAAGUCAAUAGAGCUGAGUAGACACGUGGCAUUAAUAAAACUAUCCACUGAGACUGAUAACGACAUAAUCAUCGUCUAUAAACAAGGAAGUAGCCAGGGAUAGUAAAGACAAAUACAUUGUGGAGGUCCAUACUCGAGACUAUUUUGCACAAUACUGUAUGUGUAUCUCCAACUAAUCAUUCUUCUAUAACGCAUUGACACUAGUAGCUCAUUUGAAGUUGAGCUGUGGUGCAGCUGAUAGUGGUGCUCGUAUUAUUUAUUCCCAGAAAAAUGACUCAUGGGCACAAUGAAACAGCUGCACACAAAGUUGCCUAACUGUGGGUAGAAGGUUCUGUGUGUUUGCCGUGCUUGUGUGAGGAUCCUUGUUAGAUAUUUCCUCGUUCCAAUAUGCUGAGCGUAUUAUAAUAAAUAGACACUGCAACUGA
This is a messenger RNA of Doryrhamphus excisus (bluestripe pipefish), 4500 nucleotides long. RefSeq names its product ring finger protein 11b (gene rnf11b). The record is from RefSeq and is a predicted model, not a curated record. Lineage: Eukaryota; Metazoa; Chordata; Actinopteri; Syngnathiformes; Syngnathidae. Gene Ontology annotation, biological process: ubiquitin-dependent protein catabolic process. Gene Ontology annotation, molecular function: ubiquitin protein ligase activity. Gene Ontology annotation, cellular component: ubiquitin ligase complex.